AUGCCAUCAACAAGUAAAGGAGGUAUACUCAAGUCUGAAGCCACGUACUUCUUCGUUCUCGAACUUGCAUCUGCUUUCGUUCUAUCGGCUGCUCAUAAUGUUCUUUUCUUCGUUCUCGAUAUCAAAUUGAUUGCAACUAGUUUUGCUCAGUUCUUUUUCACAUUCCUUUUUCUGAAACUGAUUCAUUUUGCCAACUAUAUUCCACAGGCUCAUAUUCCGAAAAAGGUUAUUCUCCCAGCUGCAGGGGCCAAACUUCUGGAAGUUCUGAUUGGUUCCUUGGCCAAUUCUCAUAACCGAACUGGUGAACUUUAUCUCGUCAGAAUCUUCGAUUUCCUCUUCGCUGGUUGUGUUCUCUUCUACUUUUCGUCCCGUCAAAAUGGGAAGGGACUGACGAAAACUGACUGUUGGCUAGUUGCUCCUCUUGCCAUCGCCGUAUCGAUAUCUUGGUUGGAACCAGGUCAAAUUGAAUACACAGGAGUAUCACUAAUUUCUGCAUUCAUUCUUCCAUUCUCAAGAGCAUUAUCCUUCAUUUUAUUGAAGAAUUCCAUGGAUUUCAUGGGAAAAGGUCACAUCAAUGCGUUCAUGUUGGAUUACACUCGUCUCGUCACAAUUCUUCUGUUCCUUCCAGCACUAUUAUCUUAUUCAAUGAGUAGUGUGGAAGUUACAGCAAGUUGGGAAUCUAUUGAUUAUGUCCUAAUGUCUCUUUCAUUCAUUUUCAUGAUCUGCAACCUUUACAGUCAGCUUUGGUUAACACUCAGUCUCUCUCCAAAUGUCUAUUUGGUGUUCGAGAAUUCGAGAAAUCUUCUGGCAUCUUGUGCCCAAUGGAUAAUCCAGAAUAUGGCCCAUCCCAGUUUGAUUGCGUUCGGAGCGAAGUUAGUGGGAUUUUCAUCAAUUUUCAGAAUCUGGACAAGAUCUUGA
Messenger RNA from Caenorhabditis remanei, 918 nucleotides. RefSeq lists its product as uncharacterized. Lineage: Eukaryota; Metazoa; Nematoda; Chromadorea; Rhabditida; Rhabditidae. The transcript is spliced from 8 exons. The coding region runs from base 1 to 918 and encodes 305 amino acids. The record is from RefSeq and is a predicted model, not a curated record.